Molecule: messenger RNA, 327 nt
Organism: Trypanosoma conorhini
Lineage: Eukaryota; Euglenozoa; Kinetoplastea; Trypanosomatida; Trypanosomatidae
Exons: 1
Source: RefSeq, a predicted model, not a curated record
GGCGUAGUGGGCGCGCGGGCAGGCAACGCCGCAGCAGACGGUGGGAAGGCGCCGGGUGAGUCUUCGGCAGCAGCGGGAGGGCGAGCAGGUGGCAGUGCAGCUUCGCCGGCGGGCGCAGCCUCAGCUCCUCAGGGCCCAUCCAAAACGCCCGUUUCCACUUCUCCCGCCGGCGGCAAUGAUGGAGCCACCGCUACAACGACCACCCGCAGCCCGAGUGCUGUGAGUCACGCGAAAAGCAACGCGGACAGCAGCGCCAUCAACACUCUGCUUGUGCGUGCCCCAUUGAUGUUGCUGCUCACGACUGCCCUUGCCUGCGCUGCUGCGUAG